Molecule: messenger RNA, 2095 nt
Organism: Wasmannia auropunctata (little fire ant)
Lineage: Eukaryota; Metazoa; Arthropoda; Insecta; Hymenoptera; Formicidae
Product: homeobox protein engrailed-2-B
Exons: 4
Coding region: 538-1503 (321 amino acids)
Biological process (GO): regulation of DNA-templated transcription
Molecular function (GO): DNA binding; DNA-binding transcription factor activity, RNA polymerase II-specific
Source: RefSeq, a predicted model, not a curated record
CUCCGAUCAGAGAUAUCGGGUAAGUGGGGGGUUUUCCAAGGUGCGAGAUAUUCUUCCAACCUCACGGGAUGACCUUCCCGUGGGAAGCUGGUGGGGAUGCUGGGAGGUCCCUCUCUGGACCACAGACACGUGCCACUUGUCAUACUUUCGGAAGUACUUGCUUUUGGACGGUUCCGAAGGGAGAUUAGUACGAGAUCAGGUGUGAUCGAUCAAGGAAGAAACGCGUGUCAAGCCGUUUCCUGCGAUUAUAGCUGACUCUCGCAAACAUUCCUUGCUUGUAACAAAUAUUUCGCCGAUUAAAAAAAUAUAAUCGUUCGAUCUCAAUAUAUCUGGUGGCAAAUAAUGAUAUGGCAGAUUGAAUCAAGCCAAAAACUAAAUAAUUUACGUUAAUAACAGUGGAUUCAAAGAAGAAUCGUGAAAAAAAUUAUCGGAUUACUUCGGUCGUCGUCAAAUGUAAAGUGCGCGAAUUUAAAUCAUUAUUCAAACGUAUGCCGUCGUCCGAGUGAGAGUCAGAAUCGUCGAUUGUAGUCGAGAUCGAUGAUUUUUCACAAGAUGGAACUCUAUCAAAACCGCGAGAAAAUGAACGAUGCCGUUUAUGAUCUUCGCCGGACACGAUCGCUCCCGAGUGAGAACGAAGCCUUUUCGAACAACAUCGAGAGAGGCUGCAUAUCGCCGACCGUCAAUCGAGAGUCCAUCGAGUACGCGUCCGAUUCCAGUUGCGAGGGUUACAGGGAGUUUCAUAAACAGCAGAUCGAGAGAAGAAAUUCAUCCCCGAUCGCGGCGUCCAGUGCUUUCACUAUCGACAGUAUCCUCGGGAGAAAUGAGAAGAGAGAAAUCUCUAGAAUAAACAAUUCCGGCGAUAAAGAGGAGGAUCAAGACGACACGGAUGACAGGAUAGAGGGACACUUCGUUAAGCCGACAGCGAUACCAGCCACACGUUCCGAUAUAGAAGGAAGCUUGUAUACUCAUGCGGGAUUGCCGUACUCUGAAGGUGCACUAUCCGAUCCCUCGGCAUAUUCUGCAACAUCACUCGCAUCAGCCUCAUUACUGUACAGUAGCUGGUUUGCUCAAACAAAGCCUGGACAGCUGUUUGGUUUACAAGCGCCCAAACCGAGCGGCAGGAGGUCGAGGAAACCGGGUAUCGAUCGGAAACCGCGUCAAGCUUACAGUGCAAAACAACUGGAGAGACUCGAGGCGGAGUUUAAGAUCGACAAGUAUCUCAGCGUGAGCAAGCGGAUGGAGCUGUCCAAGUGUUUGAAUUUGACCGAGGUGCAGAUCAAGACCUGGUUCCAGAACCGUCGCACGAAGUGGAAGAAGCAGCUGACGUCCAGGCUGAAGAUCGCGCAACGGCAGGGACUAUUCCCACCGACUUACUUCCCAACCACCCAGUAUCCACUUCUACCAUACUACGCGGCGCCUUUGAUGUUCGGCACCCCUUUGUCGGACGACGGGAGUUCUAGCUUGCCGACCCGGCCCGCCGUAUCGUCUUCAGAUACGGUCUGACGCAGUGCAGACUCGAACUACUUGGUCGAUCGUCGGCCGGGCGAUCGCGAAGUGCAAUAAGACCUUCCGUUGGCCACUGCAAAGUCCUCGGUGUGCUGCUUUUUUUUUCUUCUUUUUACGUUAUCUACGGAUAUUCUUACUCAAAAUUUAGAUAUCGAUAUAAUUGUAAGAAAUCUAUGUCGUAAGAGUAUGCCAAUUGUAAAGCUAUACUAAUUCUUUCAAUUAAGCCGUAAUCACACUAGCGAUUGAGAUUGAGAUUUAUACUUUAUGACGCUUAUUUAAGCUUUAUGACGCGUCUUUGAGGUCUCGCGAUUAUUAUUGAGACUUUGUUGUACAUAAAACCGGAUGAUUGUACAUUAUAUUUACGUUGCAAAUGUUUCGUGCAAAUAGAAUACGUUCUGAAUUUAUUAGUGACUUUCUAGCGAUAGCGAAGUAAGAUUGUAUUCGAGUAACUAACACAUAGACAAUUUUCUCAAAUUAACAAUUGCUUUCAAGACCGAUUAUUUUUGUUGUAUAUAAAGUGCGACAGUUGUAGAUUUAUGUAACACCUAUGGGGAUCGUAUGAAAAAUAGAUGACUGGAUUUACUCGUAA